Messenger RNA from Lemur catta (Ring-tailed lemur), 1677 nucleotides. It is a transcript of the gene PLEKHO1, whose product is annotated as pleckstrin homology domain containing O1. The record is from RefSeq and is a predicted model, not a curated record. Bases 345 to 1571 code for a protein of 408 amino acids. Gene Ontology annotation, biological process: regulation of myoblast fusion. Gene Ontology annotation, cellular component: ruffle membrane; muscle cell projection membrane. The transcript has 6 exons. NCBI's taxonomy places the organism in Eukaryota, Metazoa, Chordata, Mammalia, Primates, Lemuridae.
AGCUGCGGGGCGCGGGCUGGGCCGCCCACAGCGCGCCGGGCCGGGGGAGCGGCCGCGCCGGGCCGGGCGGGCGGGCGGCGGGGGCGCCGCGAUGGAGGGCGCCGAGGGGCGGGGAGCGGGCGUGCGUGUGUGUGCGAGUGCGAGUGCGAGGGAGGCCGGCCUUUAGUGUAACCGGAGCUACAAAGAAGGGGAGAGUCCGGGAGAGGGAGGGCGGCAGGGAGGAGCGGCGGCGGCUCCGGGGCGGCUCCGACACCCUCCUGCUGGGAAGGCGCCCCCUCGAGCGGCCUCGGCCCCGACGCGGGCCCGCCGCUCGCCCCGUUGCCCCGCGCCCGCGCCCACCCGGAAUGAUGAAGAAGAACAAUUCCGCCAAGAGGGGGCCUCAGGAUGGAAACCAUCAGUCUGCACCGCCUGAGAAGGUCGGCUGGGUCCGGAAAUUCUGCGGGAAAGGGAUUUUCAGGGAGAUUUGGAAAAACCGCUAUGUGGUGCUGAAAGGGGACCAGCUCUACAUCUCUGAUAAGGAGGUAAAAGAUGAGAAAAAUAUUCAAGAGGUAUUUGACCUGAGUGACUAUGAGAAGUGUGAAGAGCUCCGGAAAUCCAAGAGCAGGAGCAAGAAAAAUCAUAGCAAGUUUACUCUUGCCCACUCCAAACAGCCCGGUAACACGGCCCCCAACCUGAUCUUCCUGGCAGUGAGUCCAGAAGAGAAGGAAUCAUGGAUCAGUGCCCUCAACUCCGCUAUCACCCGAGCCAAGAACCGCAUCCUGGACGAGGUCACCGUUGAGGAAGACAGCUAUCUCGCCCACCCCACUCGAGACAGGGCGAAAAUCCAACACUCCCGCCGCCCCCCAACUAGGGGACACCUAAUGGCCGUGGCUUCGACCUCUACCUCGGAUGGGAUGCUGACCUUGGACCUGAUCCAAGAGGAAGACCCUUCCCCUGAGGAACCAACCUCUUGCGCUGAGAGCUUUCGGGUUGACCUGGACAAGUCUGUGGCCCAACUGGCCAGCAGCCGGCGGAGAGCGGACUCAGACCGUAUCCAGCCCUCAGAACGGGCAAGCAGCCUUCCCCGGCCUUGGGAAAAGCCAGACAAGGGGGCCACCUACACCCCUCAGGCACCCAAGAAGUUGACCCCCACAGAGAAAGGCCGCUGUGCCUCCCUGGAGGAGAUCCUGUCUCAGCGGGACGCUGCCCCAGCCCACACCCUCCAACUGCGGGCUGAGGAACCCCCAACCCCCAUCCUACCCCACCCGGGGCAGCUGUCCCGGAUCCAGGACCUGGUAGCAAGGAAACUGGAGAAGACUCAGGAGCUGCUGGCAGAGGUUCAGGGACUGGGAGAUGGGAAGCGAAAGGCCAAGGACCCCCCUCGGUCUCCACCCGACUCUGAGUCAGAGCAGCUGCUGCUGGAGACAGAGCGGCUGCUGGGAGAGGCGUCAUCAAAUUGGAGCCAGGCGAAGAGGGUGCUGCAGGAAGUCAGGGAGCUGAGAGACCUGUACAGACAGAUGGACCUGCAGACCCCGGACUCCCACCUCAGACAGACCACCCCGCACAGUCAGUACCGGAAGAGCCUGAUGUGAAGGAAGGGGUCGGGUUCUGGAACUUGUCGGGGGUGGACAGACUCUUAUCUCCAAGUGUUGCAGGAUAAAGCUUUUUUACUUACCUCAACAAAAAAAGAAAACAAAA